Merops nubicus (carmine bee-eater) is the source of this 1296-nucleotide messenger RNA. RefSeq names its product nebulin-like. Lineage: Eukaryota; Metazoa; Chordata; Aves; Coraciiformes; Meropidae. The transcript has 13 exons. Gene Ontology annotation, biological process: cardiac muscle thin filament assembly. Gene Ontology annotation, molecular function: actin filament binding. Gene Ontology annotation, cellular component: Z disc. The record is from RefSeq and is a predicted model, not a curated record. The annotation marks the transcript as partial.
GUGUUGUACAAAGAGGAGCUGGGGACAGGAACCCCCAUACCUGUCACUCCUGAGGUGGAGAGAGUCAAACGCAACCAAGAACACAUUAGCUCGGUGUUGUACAAGGAGAGUGUGGGGACAGGAACCCCCACCCCAGUCACCCCAGAGAUGGAGAGGGUCAAACGCAAUCAAGAGAUCUGUAGCUCGGUGUUGUAUAAAGAGAACAUAGGGAAAGCCACCCCCACCCCUGUCACUCCCGAGAUGGAGAGAGUCAAACGCAAUCAAGAAAUCAUUAGCUCGGUUUUGUACAAAGAAAAUGUGGGGAAAGUGACCCCAACACCAAUCACUCCAGAGAUGGAGAGAGUCAAACGCAAUCAAGAAAUCAUUAGCUCGGUGUUGUACAAAGAAAACCUGGGGCGAGCAACCCCCACCCCAAUCACUCCAGAGAUGGAGAGAGUCAAACGCAAUCAAGAACACAUUAGCUCGGUUGUGUACAGAGAAGGCUUAGGGAAGGCAACGCCCACGCCGGUCACUCCAGAGAUGGAGAGGGUCAAACGCAAUCAAGAACACAUUAGCUCGGUCCUGUACAAGGAGCAGCUGGCAAAAGGAACCCCAACACCACUGACCCCAGAGAUGGAGAGAGCGAAACGCAACCAGGAGAACAUCAGCUCGGUUCUCUACUCGGACAGUUUCCGGAAGCAAGUCCAAGGCAAGGCCGCCUACGUGCUGGACACGCCCGAAAUGCGGCGCGUGAGGGAGACCCAGAGACACAUCUCCACAGUGAAAUACCAUGAGGAUUUUGAGAAGAGCAAGGGCAGUUUCACCCCCGUGGUGACCGACCCCAUCACGGAGCGGGUGAAGAAGAACAUGCAGGACUUCAGUGACAUCAGCUACAGGGGCAUCCAGCGGCGCGUGGUGGAGAUGGAGAGGAAACGUGUGGACCAGGACCAGGAGAACCUCACAGGUCUCCGUGUCUGGCGCACUAACCCCGGCUCAGUCUUUGACUACGACCCAGCAGAGGACAACAUUCAGUCCAGGAGCUUACACAUGAUCUCUGUGCAAGCGCAGCGCCGCAGCCGGGAGCACUCCCGCUCCGCCAGCGCCCUCAGCCUCAGCGGCGGCGAGGAGAAAUCCGAGCUGAGGAAAAGCUACCGGGCCAUGUACGACUACACGGCGGCCGACGCCGACGAGGUGUCCUUCAAGGACGGGGACACCAUCGUGAACGCGCAGGCCAUCGACGAGGGCUGGAUGUACGGCACCGUGCAGCGCACCGGCAAGACCGGCAUGCUGCCCGCCAACUACGUGGAGGCCAUCUGA